AUGUCUUCCGACGAUGGGCACCCCGACGAUGCUGGCCAUGGCCACGAGUUGGCAGAUUGUUCUUACAUGGGCUCCAACGCCCUAAAAGAUGGAUACAUGAAGGGAUGUCCGAUGUGCAACAGUACCAACCAUUUCUACGAUGACUGCAAGCUACUGCCUGCUGGUGGCGACGAGCUACUACAACACCAUAUGGAAUGGCUCGUUCGGCGCCGCCGUCAUAUGCCUCUCAUAUUUACGACCGUUGAUAUCUGGAUUCUCGUCUUGGGUUUCCCAGAGGACGGAUGCGGAUAUCCGUGGUCCCGUUCAUUCACCAGAAGUCUGAGAAAACGACUCCCCAAGACCGGGGCCCCGCACGAUCUCAAAGAAGUCGCCGCAGCUGGUGAUUUGUCUGACAAGUCGACCGAAUCUCUUUCUGAAAUCAAGCGCCGCAUCAACUUUACUAUUACAAGUAAGAGUAACGACUUUCAUCUUGCUACCAACCUGGUGGGACAGAAUUAUACAGCCGAAAAUCAAGUCUGGGAGAACAAUCAAGAUGCCAACGCCGAGUACACUUUAGCUUUCAACAAGAUUGUGCAGCAGAGAAACGAAAAUGUAUAUGACGAUUUCCAGUCGGUACGGCGGCUGAGGGUUUUGUGGACUGGGGCUACAUAUCCAGCAAUCUUUACGAAGGAAAGCAGUGCAUGGGCUCGAGCAUUCGGCGACUUCCUUCUUCACGACAAGCCUGGCGGUGUGGAUGAUGUGACUUUCUUCAGGGAGCUCAGAGAUCAAGCAGCAAGCCGAGCCGCGGGUCAAUCUCAGUCUCCGCCGCCGCAAGAACAAACUUCCAAACAGUCCCUGCCGAAGAGAGAGUCACCACAAAGGGCAGAGUCACCGCCCAGUACACCCAAGACACCGAAACGACAGCCACCGCCCAGACAAGAUUUACCAUCAGACAGCGAGAUGUGUCUGCUUUCUUCUCCGCGGUCUCGCGCUGAAGAGGCAGUGACGAUCUCUACACCGCCACCUACCCAGGAAUCGCAAACGAAGCGAGCAUCACCGAAGCGCAAGCGUCAGGCAGCCAGUCCAGAGCCUCGCACCAGCGAAAGGUUUCCGACAUCUUCAUCAACGCCUCUCCGAGUUCGCCAGCAAAUCUGGGCGGCGCUGUGCCCAGACAGGCAGUGCGUUGGUGGAUACCCCUUUGAGGUUCCCAUACCUCCGAUUGCUCAACUCAAGGCUCAUGUGAUUGACGAUCUGGAGGACAACAACUCGAACGGAAAUUCGGGCAAGCGACUCCCUCUGGCACACUACAUCCACCCCCAUGUCACCAUCAGCAUCACCCAGCGAGAGCGACCCGACGGCGAGACCGUUCACGUACUAGUACUUGGCCUGACUAAGGCGACCUCCAUGCUGCGCUUCUCCCGGCUUGGACUGCUCCAGGCCUACGACAUGGCCGUCUGCUGGGCGUCCAAGGUCGAUAAAGACGGCGUCAGCUUCUCUCUUCGCAGCGCUUUUGACGGCUGCAAUGCAAUGACGGAGAGCUUUGCGGCGGGCGCAAUGCGCAUCAAGGAGAUGGCUGAGCUGGAGAAGCAGAUUGAGAGGCUGGCGCCCCGGUGUUCGCAAUUCGACAUGGUGGUGGAGCGCAUCAAGGACUGGAUGGAAAGGAGCGGAUACAAGACUCAGUAUACGUCUCGAGAGGCUUGGAGCGAUACUCUUCGCAAGUGGUGGGAAGAUGAACAUGAUAAUGUGGGGGGGCUGGAUCGAGAGGAGCUGAAGGAGGCUUGUCUGCAGGCCAUAGAGGCCAAGAUGAAGGAAUGGAAGCAGGAGAAGAAGCGAGCCAUCGAGGAGCCUGACUCUGACCUGGAGAUUAUAGAGUCUGCCCCCAAGAAGAAGGCUCGGUCGCGUUGA
Molecule: messenger RNA, 1884 nt
Organism: Colletotrichum fioriniae
Lineage: Eukaryota; Fungi; Ascomycota; Sordariomycetes; Glomerellales; Glomerellaceae
Source: RefSeq, a predicted model, not a curated record